GUAACGUUUAGAUUUGCACUAUGGUUACAAUGUAAAUAAUGACGUACGAAUUGCGUAAAUGGAAAUACCCGAAAAUACUAUAACACAUUACUAUCGAUUUCGCCUAGUGUACACAGAUUGACAAGUGAAACAGAUAUCAAGGACAGGAGUGCGUGGUCUCUUUUCCGCCAACAUGACGCUAGCGUGACCGGCAUGGACUCUGAGCUGGACAUCACUGGUGACGAAUCUCUCGAAGACGUGGAUGACUCGUGUCUCAUGAGCGUCGCGGUGCCGGGCUCCGCCUUCACCACCCCGGAAUGGAAAGGUCGCGGCAAAAAGGACAAUGCCACGGCCGAGCUGGCCGCGGACGAGGAUGUGUUUGUGAUUCCAGAAGUUCCGGCAACCAAAAAAAUAUGCACAGAAAUCACAAGCGUAGACUCCGAAGCGGUUACAAGGGAAGAACUCAACAAAGAAGCCGAAAAGGAACCGUCACAAGAUUUAUCCGCAAAAAGGGGUCGUUCCACGGAAAAAUCCGGGAAAACAUCACCGCAGAAAUCUCGCUCGAGUGGUGGGAAGAAGAGCGUGUCGCCGCGAAAGGAUUCGGAAAAGAGAAAAGUCUCCCAUUCGCCGGCUGACUCAUCCCCCGAGAAAAGAAUCGCUUCCGAGUCGCCAGCCAGACGAAACCAGGAGAAAAGAAAAGCUUCCUCGCCGGUCACGGAGAGGAAAAUGAAGUCGAAGUCUCCUAAUUACAAAGCGAAGGAGGAAAAAAUUAGUUCAUCAAAGGGUACUGGGGAGAAUAAAGUGGCGCAGUCGCCCAUCAAAGAAUCCUUAGAGGGAGAUAAAUCCCCUUCCAAACAAAAGUCGUCUGCUUCGCUUACCUCCCCUGGUGCAAGUAAAGCUGGGCAGAAAGCCAAACCGAAAGUCACGGAAAAAGAUGCGGAACUUCCAAUGGCUAAGACGGACGCGAAAAUCAAUAAAAACGCCAGAAAACCUUUCACAGUUACUGCAACCUCUGAAAAGGACGUUAGAAAGGCUGCUAAUAAAAAUGUUAGCAAUAAGAUCACAUAUUCACCAAACAUGGCACGUGCGAAAUCCGUUCGCGUUUCCGUGUCGAUGUCCGAGAAGAGCCAGGCUGACGCCACUUUGGCGGCAACAAAUUUCACAAGGAUUGCAGGGGAAAAAAGAGAUGCAGGGGUAGAAAUGGCAGCAGAGAAUUCACCAAGAAAUGCUGGAAAAGAGAAAGAUGCGGUGGCUGAAAAGGCAGAGGUUGCUGAUAAGUCUGGGAGGUCCCUGGUAAAAUUGGUGGGAGAUAAGCCAGAAAAGUCUAAUUUAAACAGGCGAACCUCGACAAGGUCUGUUCUAGAUACGCCUGAGAUCUCGUCACCUAAGAGGGCUACAAGAGCUGUGGUGGAGGAAUCUGUGGCCGAAACACCCGAGCAUGCCACUGGGAAAGCUGGCAAGAAAGCUGUCGAAUCAAGACUCUCCCUGAACACGCGCCGAGUGGCAGGAAGUGGGUCAGCUACGCAAAAGUCUACGCCAAAAGCCGGGGCAGCCAGCAGAGGCAGAUCCAGUAGAAGACCAGUCAAGAAAGACGGGGCUAAGACUGUAUCCCAGACAGAAAAUACUAAGAAAUCAGUCAAGCGUUUAAUCCCGUCAUCCGCGAGUUCGUCACCAGAGAAACGAGUAGCCAAGUUAACCAGGGUGGCCGCCGCCAAGAAGGCUGCCAGCUCUGAAGAUGCAAGUCUCGCCUCACCGAAUAAUCACCAAAAAUUUGCGGAAAAGUCAGCGCCCGUCGAACGCAAGGCUUCGUCCAUUAAACCGUCGUCCAAGACUGAUGAAGACGAAGAGGACACCCUUGUCCGUAAAGCACGACCCUCGCGCCGCAGUGCUAACGCGUCUGCCUCGGCAUCUGUUCUAGUGUCCCCUCCCCCCUCCGCGGCACGAGUCACCCAUGCCUCCCUGUCCCAGUCCAGCACGCAGUCCCCGAGGUCACCAGGGCGUGGUGGGGUCAAGUUCACUACCCAGGUGUCAAGGUCAAGCAGUCAAAGUCAGGAGACGCCGGCAGCCGGACGUAUAAUGAGAGGUAGUGGAAACAUUGGCAGCCUUCCCAGCAGUAGCAUGUCUCUGAUCUCCACCCUGGCAUCACAGUCUACAGGCUCACAGCAUACAGGUUCCCAGUCUUCCACCGCGUCUCAUGCCUCCAGGAAACCGGCCGCCGCCAUAAGGCUAGACAAAAUGGAAGGACAUGAAACGAUCAACAGGACGGUCGAUUGCCUGCCUCGUGUGCCGGCAUUGCCUCGGGAAACAGGAACAAAGAACAAGGUACGUGUUCCAAGUUCGAAACUCAAUCGUGGUGAUAAAAGAGUUGGCAUCAAUCAGGAUCCAUCGAGGCGGUCAACCAAGAGACGGGAUCAACAUCUCGUCACACACUUACUGAUUCCAGAGUAUUUCCCAGCAUUAUCUAUCCGGAUAUCGGAUGUAUUAGAUGAUAUUGGAGCCGGAAAAUGCACUGUAAUGGAGCGGAGAGGAACUUACUUGCGGAUAGAGCGCAUGAUGAUGAUAGCAAGACAAAUAACGGGUAUUAGAGAGGAUUGUUUUCAUUUCGGGAGUCAGUCAGAAGGUUCUACCACUCCCGGUCUCAAUUCUGAUAUUGAUUUGCUAAAAAGUCACAACGAAGCGAACAUCAUGACAGACUGGAGAGACUGGGAGGCUGGGAUAGAUAACUUUCUGAUGCUUCUUGACGAAAACACGCCACCUCAACAGUACUUGCUACAGGUCUUUGACAAAUGCAAACCGGAAGCGGCUACCAGUAUUGAAGAUAACAUGUAUGUAAGGAAAGACUCUGGGCAAGUACUGUUCAGCUCAGAACGAUGGAAACAGGAUUCAGAGAAAAUAUUGUCAGAUUCAAAAAACAGAGAGAUAUUCAAAAACGGACCUUCUGUGAGUGGUGAUCCCAACUGGGAUAUUGUAAGCGCAGUGCACGUCUGCAAACCCCUAUCUGAAAUACGACACUGGAUAGACAGAUGUAGAGGUAAACACUGGCCGCCUGCCCAAUGA
Messenger RNA from Dreissena polymorpha, 3036 nucleotides. RefSeq names its product serine-rich adhesin for platelets-like. Lineage: Eukaryota; Metazoa; Mollusca; Bivalvia; Myida; Dreissenidae. The record is from RefSeq and is a predicted model, not a curated record. The coding region runs from base 193 to 3036 and encodes 947 amino acids. The transcript is spliced from 10 exons.